GUCAAGGUCAAUUUAAAAUUCCUUCGUGUGCGGACAUUAUGAUGUCCACUGUUUAGUGCUGUCUGUUAUUCAUAAAAACUGGCCAGAAGCAACAUACGAGAGCCAAAACUAGACAGACCAGUAGUGACUACUUGGAAAUAUAAUGAAUCUCCACCAAUGAGAAUUUAGACUUUACAAGGGUAAUCUACUUUAAAAAGACUUUUCUCUCUUGAUUUCAUCAUCAGAAACUUUUUGCUACUAUGAGCUAUGAUUACAACAAUGAUUAUGCAUAUUUUCUUUCUCCUCGAACUUAUGGAAACAUCAGAAAGUUCAUUGAGAUUAAGCGAACAUCUUAUUCGAAUGGAUAAAUUUGGAAGGUGUAAAUAUCCAUUGCCUAAAGUCGUCAACGUCUGGAGUGAAUUACCGGAAGAAUUACGAAGGGAAAAUGUUAAAUAUCGUCCAAAAUGUACCAUUUUAUAUCGAUGUUCCGACGAUUCAGGAUGCUGCAGCUUGGACUCGGAUCAUUGCGUUGCCGAGAAGAUGGAAGAAAUACAAUUGGAAUUUUAUGAAUUUUCAAUGGUAUUCGAUUCGAUUGUACAGAAAACGACCACUCUAACCUUUAGAAAUCAUACAACAUGCGAGUGCAGAAGAAGAAAUCAAACGGGACCAACGACGGUGACGUAAUGUAAUCAUAAUUAAAUCCUCUUACAGUUUUAUUAUUAUUAUUAUUAUUAUUAUUAAUUUUCUUCUCUUAAUUAUACAGCACUUUUAACUAUAGAAAAGUUCCUUCUAAAAUAGCUUCCCUGUUUAACGUGGGAGAUUCGCCAUGAAGUUAU
This is a messenger RNA of Centruroides sculpturatus (bark scorpion), 815 nucleotides long. Its product is annotated as snake venom vascular endothelial growth factor toxin barietin-like. The transcript has a single exon. The coding region runs from base 247 to 663 and encodes 138 amino acids. The record is from RefSeq and is a predicted model, not a curated record. NCBI's taxonomy places the organism in Eukaryota, Metazoa, Arthropoda, Arachnida, Scorpiones, Buthidae. Gene Ontology annotation, molecular function: growth factor activity. Gene Ontology annotation, biological process: hemocyte migration. Gene Ontology annotation, cellular component: membrane.